AUGGCACCCGAAGGCGGUACAGCCGUCAUCCAACGAUACUUUGGCGGCGGAGAUAGUGAGCAACGGACAGCGCUACAGUUUGCUUUUUACAAUGCACUUCUAUUCGUUCUGCUUGGAGUAGCACUAUGUGGCUUGUUCGCCCUCUACAACAUGAUGUACAUGUUCCUGUCGCCGAUGUUGUGGGCAGUUCUAGUUGGUACAGUACUCUUCCCUUUCAAGAAGAAAGUUACCGACACCGUCCAAAACUGGCUCCGUGAUCUUCAGGAAUCAAACCAAACUCUAGCAAAAGCUGUAAUCACCCUCCCGUUUACUGGGUUUUCGAAAGUAUCAGAAACAAUCUACAAGACAUUUGCCAGUCCAAAUGGAGCAAUCAUUGCUAUUGCAUAUGCAGCGCUCAAAGUUCUGUCAUAUGAAAGAACUUUCAUGUACAUAAUAAGCUGGCUAGGUCGACUUUAUGGGUAUUUGGAUUCUUUCAUACUUUUCUUCGCCAGACCCUGGGUUCUCCCGUUGAUAGUUGUGUAUUUUUGCUGUUAUGCUGCAUGGAUUUACGUCCAGGAUCCAAAACAGAUCAAUAAGAAACUGGCCAGAUCUUUCUCGCUCCCUAUUUGGAUCUAUGUCAUCUCAUACGCUUCUCUCUACUUCGGACCUCUACGAGCAUGUGUCUUUGGACUGUCAGCUGCAGUUCUCGGACUUCUCUCAGCUGGAGCUAUUGGAAGUCACAAAGCAAUAGAACAGGAAGAGCACAUCGAGAAAGACGAUUCCUCUGAAAAUCUAGAUGAAUCUAGUUCACUCCUCCCUCCGAAUGUCGGAAAGGUUCUCGAAUCUGCAAAAGAAAAACUGGAUGCAACAGAGAAGUCAAUUAUGGAAAACUCCAUGCUCUCAACUUCAACUGUAGACGAAGCAAUCACCGGAGAUUGGUUGAUCAGAUGCGUUUUUGGUCUCUGUGCUCUUCUUUGGGUUGUUCGACACGAUGGUGCUCUUAUACUUCUGGCUAUUCCAUUUGUUAUCGCUGUACUUUCAAAAGUGGCCGAACAACUUGGUAUUACUGCUACUAUCAACAACUUCCUUGAUUCUACGUGGCAGAAAAUUGCUCCUGCGGUCCUUAAAGUUGUUGAGAUUACGGUCGCCGGUCCACUUCGUCAAUUCGUGAAGAUGCUAUUUUCCUCUGAUAAAUACGUCGUGGAAAGUUUACAUGAUAAAAUGGAUGUUCUGUCUUCUGUAAUUGUUAUGGCACUUCUUGCUUUUUCUGCAUUGUUCGCUAUCAUCUUUGUCGGUUUCCAAUUACACGGGGAAACAGUGCAUCUAGUUAGACUUUCUUCAAACGUGCUUCAUUCUCGUCCGGAUUGGUUAGCUGCUGCAAUGGAUUAUACCGAAGAUCAACUGGAAGAAAACAAUAUUGACAUUGACCAAUAUAUGCAGCAGGCGUAUGAGCAAGGACGUGCAUGGUUGGCUUCUAACGUACGAUCGUUGGCUAAUGCGAAAGAUACGAAACGCGCUGAUAUGUUGGAAGAACAAGUGAAACAAGUAGUUGAUAAAUUGUAUCACAUGUGGGAAGAAAGAAAUAACAAUUUCACUGUUGCAGUGAAUCAGGAAUCAAGAGGAGACGUCUGGCAACAGUUGAAAGGUGUUACUGAUCUGGCUGCUCUGAAAGAUGAACUUACUCUUAUUGUCAAAGAGAACCUUGACACUCUUAUGGGGAUUGCUCAAUCCAUUGGUUCUAUUCUGGCGGUGAAUGUCACUAUCUUCUCUUCUCUGAUUGCGUCCUUCGCUGGAAUUAUUCUUAGUUUUGGACUUGAUCUGUUAAACACAUUCAUCGAGCUGAUUGUUUUUCUGACGAUGGUCUACUAUCUACUUUCGGCAUCUCGUAAUCGAUGGCUUCCGCUGCAAUGGGCUUCGGAUCUUUCUGCAGUGACCGCAACAGAAGAUUCCACAGCAAUACCAGUUCAACAUCAUAUCACUGCUGCAAUAGAACAUGCGAUCUUCGGAGUUUUCAUUCUAUCGGCGAAAAUGGCAGUUUUCUACGGACUGUACACAUACUUUGUUCACAGUUUGUUCGAUUUAAACAUCGUUUUUGUUCCUUCAAUGGCCGCUACCCUGUUCGCUGCUAUCCCUAUUAUGCCCCCUUAUAUUGUGGCGGUUUUCGGAAUAGUCGAGCUAUGGCUUGUGAGAGGAGAAGGAGCAGCAGCUCUUGUAUUCGCUCUAGCUUCCUUCGCUCCUGUUAUGUUUGCGGAUGCCACUUUCUAUAAGGAAGUAAAAGGGUCGCAUCCAUAUGUCACUGGAUUAGCAAUCAUUGGUGGAAUGUAUUGGCUGGGUCUACAGGGAGCAAUCAUAGGACCAAUCAUUCUCUGCCUGUGCCUCGUUCUCGUCAACGUGUACCUCCAGCAUGUGAAACCAUCAGCUCUAUACACUCCAGCUCCAACACCUCGCAAUAUUAUGUAUCAGAGCUGA
Caenorhabditis remanei is the source of this 2448-nucleotide messenger RNA. RefSeq lists its product as uncharacterized. The transcript is spliced from 13 exons. Bases 1 to 2448 code for a protein of 815 amino acids. The record is from RefSeq and is a predicted model, not a curated record. Lineage: Eukaryota; Metazoa; Nematoda; Chromadorea; Rhabditida; Rhabditidae.